Salvia splendens (bonfire salvia) is the source of this 1814-nucleotide messenger RNA. Its product is annotated as serine/threonine-protein phosphatase 7 long form homolog. Gene Ontology annotation, biological process: meristem maintenance; meristem development. The coding region runs from base 173 to 1501 and encodes 442 amino acids. The record is from RefSeq and is a predicted model, not a curated record. Lineage: Eukaryota; Viridiplantae; Streptophyta; Magnoliopsida; Lamiales; Lamiaceae. The transcript is spliced from 4 exons.
UUAUGCGUCUUAGGAAGAGACGCAUGAGCGUCAUGCGUCUCUACUUCGAAUUAAACCAGCGGCGAAGGCAGUAGCUCCUCACUUACGAACGCAGACAGCAAACACUCACGGAGGCGGCGAUUUCUUCCUAGAUUCGGCGAAAGAAGACGAUUUCGACUUGUUUUCCGAUUAGAUGGCGACUUCAAGUUCUACUGGACAUUUAUUGUAUGGACCCGAAGACCCGUCCGUGUUAAAUAUGCAAAAAAAUCACAUUUCAAAUAAACUGAUGAAAGGGGGAACAACCCAAGUAUUUAAAGUCCGAAGGACUGAAAGUAAGACUUGGGACGCCGUGAUUCACGAGAAUGUAAGAUAUUGGCUUGACGUCUUUGGUUUCAAAGGCGUGAUCGAUUGUGGGAAGCCAAUGAAGGUCGACAAUGAGCUGAUCACGGCGUUGAUUGAGCGUUGGAGGCCGGAGACACACACAUUCCAUCUACCGAUCGGUGAGAGGACGAUCACCUUGGAAGAUGUGCAAGCCAUCUGGGGCUUGAGGGCGGAUGGCGUCGUUUUCACGGGUCGUGACUAUCAUGACAACUUUCCAGAUUGGACCAGCAAGUGCCGCGAUCUGUUGGGAUGGAUACCAGAUUCUUCCACAGAGACAAAGCAAGGCGGUUUGCUGAUGACCGCGCUGAUCAACCAGACAAGGAUGCCUCUGGGUGAUGACCUGCCUACUUACGUAUACAUCCAAAGAGCACGUAUCCAUGCCCUAAUUUUAUUAGGAGGUCUCAUUCUACCGGAUACCACGGGGUGUAAGGUGCCAUUUAUGUGGUUGAAUGGGCUUGGGGAUCCGGAAGAGGUGAAGAAUAUAAGUUGGGGAAGCGCGGCAUUGGCCUACCUUUAUCAUUAUCUAUGCGAGGCUUCCAUGGAUAAGAGAAAAGAGUUGGGCGGCCCUAUGAUCCUCCUGCAGCUAUGGGCGUGGGAAAGAAUGCCCACAUUGAGGCCUGCGUUCAUAGGACCAAAGGUGCACGAGCCAUAUACACCAUGUGGCGCCAGGUGGAGAGGAACAACGCAGAUAGGAAAUGCUCCAAGACACUCGUUUAUCUGGACGCCGUACGCACCUUUCACACUGCCUGACUACUGCAAUGAUGUGAAUGGAUGCUCUUUGUGCGAAACCUACUUGGUAUGUUGGGCCUAUGUCGAGGCCCAUGAGCCUGGAAGAGUACGCCGACAGUUCAAUCGGUACCAGGAUAUACCGCAGUCCGUAGACAGGAUGCUAAGGAACGCCGAUCAUUUGGGCAAAACUGAUCGGCGUGGCAAGAAAGGCAACAACUGGGCAAACACGCAUCAGUUCUACAUUGGGGAGUGGGACAUGAGGUUCGAAAGGUUCCAAGCUGCCCAGUAUGCCGCAUCGAUGUCCAUGGAUAUCCCCAUGAACCCGGGGUAUUUGGCUUUGUUGAGCUCGUGUAUCGCAAUAAGACUUUCCUCCCGUAGUGCACGUCGCCUUCUCACGUACUUGCGUACUUGAGUUGUGACACCCAAUGCCCAUAUCAUGCCUUUUGCUUUUCCUCCCUUACCCUUUAGUUUUGUCAAGAUAUUUUUCCUCACAUGGAUCAAACAAAAUUUGUGGUGACAUAUCGGCGGCUUUUUCCAUUCAUCUGAACGCAUAGCCUUGAGGAUUCCUUUGUGCCUAUCCGAAAUGAUGCAUACCUCCCUUUCGUACUUCACCACAUGAAUUCUGACAUGAUCCAAAAACCACUCCCAGCUGUCGCCAGUUUCUUCAUCAACAAUAGCAUAUGCAAUAGGCAGACAUUUCUUGUUUGCAUCAACACCACAAGCAA